Lethenteron reissneri (Far Eastern brook lamprey) is the source of this 5186-nucleotide messenger RNA. RefSeq lists its product as uncharacterized. NCBI's taxonomy places the organism in Eukaryota, Metazoa, Chordata, Hyperoartia, Petromyzontiformes, Petromyzontidae. The record is from RefSeq and is a predicted model, not a curated record. Gene Ontology annotation, biological process: visual perception.
AUGCUGGGACACGGAGACACAGAGAUGCUGGGACACGAAGACACGGAGACGCCCUCGCUCAUCCCGUCCGGGGAGUCGCUCGCCAACCUCCUGCCCACCGAGGAGCAAGCGGGGGAGGAGGAGAUGGCGACGGAGGAGGAAGUGACGACGACGGAGGAGGAAGUGAAGGCGACGGAGGAGGAAGUGAAGGCGACGGAGGAGGCAGUGAUGACAGAGGAGGAGGAAGUGAAGGCGACGGAGGAGGAAGUGAAGACAGAAGAGGAAGUGAAGACAGAGGAGGAAGUGAAGACAGAGGAGGAAGUGAAGACAAAGGAGGAAGUGAAGACAGAGGAGGAAGUGAAGACAGAAGAGGAGGUGAAGACAGAGGAGGAAGUGAAGACAGAGGAGGAAGUGAAGACAGAGGAGGAAGUGAAGACAGAGGAGGAAGUGAAGACAGAGGAAGAAGUGAAGACAGAGGAGGAAGUGAAGACAGAAGAGGAGGAAGUGAAGACAGAGGAGGAAGUGAAGACAGAAGAGGAGGAAGUGAAGGCGACGGAGGAGGAAGUGAAGGCGACGGACGAAGUGAAGACAGAGGAGGAGGUGAAGACAGAGGAGGAAGUGAAGACAGAGGAGGAGGUGAAGACAGAAGAGGAGGAGGAGCGGGGGAGGGGGCGCCACGUGGUGCCGUUCAGCGUGAGGCUCAACAACCUCGACUUCUCGGAGGAGGAGCUACGCGACGAGCAGUCGGCGCGCCACCAGGCGCUGUCGCACACCUUGCGUCUACAGAUGCAAAAGGGGUUCCAGAAAGUUCCAGGAUUCAAGGAGCUGAGGGUGACGGGCUUCAGGUCUCGGGGCAGCUCGGUGGUGGUCCGCUAUGAGGCGGAGUUUGAGGAUGGAGUGGCGGGGAGUGAUUGGACAGAAGGAGGAGGAGGGCUGCUGCAGGGAAACCUGGUCACCUCAGCCACAGGUGCCGGAGAGACGAACCCCAGACGGGAGUCGAACCGGGACUGGAGGAAGGUAGUGGCCGCGGCACUGAGUGACCGCGGAGUGGAUGCCAGCCAAGACCUCCAGGCGGCUGCGCUGCUGCAGCUGAGCGAAGCGAACGCAGAGGGCAGCGGCCUUGAGCCCGGCGAAUAUUCGGUGGCGGGAUUCUCGGAUGGUGUGGAAGAAGAUGAUGGUGGCGGCGGUGGUGGGGCGACGACCGCGACUGAAGCAUCUACUGUCCAGACGACUCCGCAGCACGAUCAGCAGGAGCAUCAACAGGAGGAUGUUGAGCAAGAACAGUCAGCGAUGGAAGACUCUGUCCAGACGACCGGGACAGCCGCGGAGACACAGACGGACGCGGAGGAGGUGGAGGAGGCCAGCGCCGAGAUUGAAACGGGAGAGGAAUCCGCCACUGACGACGAUGUUGUGGUGUUGGAGGCGCACCUGAUGCCCUCGUCUUUCGAGGAAGAGACGGCGAAUGGGAGACCCGGAGCUUCUUACCACCACCAAGAUGAGCACGAAGACCACCAGCACGACGACCACCUCCACUUCCUCCACGAAGUUCCGCUCGAUGGAGACGCCCUCGCCGGAGCAAUGGAGGGAGGUCACGACCCCGAGACUGUGAUGGCGGCAGUGGACACCACGGUAGUGGCAGCCGUGGCGGAGGUGGUGGUCGACGAGGCAGUGGCAGAGGAGGAGGCGGAGGAGAAUAUGGGUGGAGAGUCGAGCGGAGAGGAGGGUGGCGAGGGUAGCGGUGGCGGCAAAGGUGGCCAGGGCGGCGAGGUCGAGGAGGGUACCCAGGGUGGCAAGGGUGGUGACAAUGAAGAGGGUGGAGAUGGUGAAGACGUUGGCAAGGGCGGCCAAGGUGGCGAGGUUGGCACAGCGGAGGAAGCGGAGGAGGACGCGGGCGAUGAGGGCGUCGAGAGCUCGGAUGAGGCCCAGGCAGUGCAGUGGGACGACCGCUGGGCCGGGCCUCCGAUGACCUCGCCGGUGGUGGCCGUGUCGGGAUCGCGGGACCUCAUCGUCUUCUUCAGCCUCCGCGUCACCAACAUGGCCUUCUCGGAGGACCUCUUCAACAAGAGCUCCUCCGAGUACCGAGCCCUCGAGCAGAACUUCCUCGAACUGCUUGUCCCGUACCUGCAGUCGAACCUCACGGGCUUCCAGAACAUGGAGAUCAUGAACUUCCGCAAUGGCAGCGUGGUAGUCAACAGCCGCAUGAAGUUCGCCCACCACGUGCCCAACAACGUGACACGCGCCGUCCAUGUCAUCCUGGAGCGCUUCUGCAAUGCCGCCUACCAGCACAUGAACAUGGAGAUCGACCGGCAGUCACUGGACGUCGAAUCCGGCGACAAUGCGGACCCGUGCAAGUUCCAGGCAUGCAACGACUUCUCAGACUGCCUGCCCAACCGCUGGUCGGGCGAGGCCGAGUGCGUCUGCCGCCCGGGCUACGCCAGCGUGGGCGGCCUGCCCUGCCAGAGCCUCUGCGACCUCGACCCCUCCUACUGCCUGCACGACGGCAAGUGUGACGUCGUCGACGGGCAGGGCGCCAUCUGCAGGUGCCGUGUAGGAGAGAAUUGGUGGUACCGUGGCGAACGCUGCCAGGAGUUCGUGUCCGAGCCGCUGGUGGUGGGCAUCUCCCUCGCGUCCGUCGCCGGCUUCCUUCUCGUCUGCUCGGCCAUCGUGUUCGUGGUGGCGCGUGCACUCAGGGGCUCACGGAGAGACAAGGGGGAGGAGAGAGGUGGAGGAGGUGGCCGCUCGUCAUCCAGCUCGGGUGAAUGCAGCGGCAGCCUUUCGACGUCGCCGGAGGAUGCAGUGAAGUACAACCCGGCGUACGAGAGCGACGCGCCCACCACAUCACGCUACCAGCAACGGCGCUCGCCGCCUUCUGCCCCCUCCCUACUGGCGAGCGUCAGCGACAUGGGCAGCUCCAGCAGUGACCCCUCGCACAUUUACCAGCACGCCGAGCUCACACGGGAGGAGAUUGAGGAGAGGAUGCGGAUCGUGGAUCUGUACGCCCUGGACAAACACCGAACGGCUCAGCUCAAGAAACAGAUCAAAUGGCAUCAGCAGCAAAGCAGCAGCAGCAGCGGAGGCAAAGCAGGAACUUCUGGGCAUAACGGAUGAGGGCAGACGGGGAGAGCGAAACGGGAGAAUGGCCUCAACCAAGGCCACUGUACAGCCUGCUGAAGAUUCGAGCUACACACUCAUGGCAGACACACACACUCAACACACACUGGUGCAUACACCAAACACACACACACACAGGCGCACACACACUCACUGACUCACUCGCUACACAGACACGUAUGGUUCAUUCUCCUAUAACGCUUGUGUGUUCGCAACGCGAAUUGGAUAUAUGUGUAACUCGAUCGAGCUGAACGGAACUGCGUCGCGUGCCAGUAGGAUAUAAGCGGUGGGUUUGUAACGGCUGUUGCCUCGGCGUAGCGUCAUCAUAAUAUGAGGCAUCGGGAUGCAGCUGGAUAACUCUAGUUCAUGCUACCCGCACACACGGACCCCUCAGUCGUUGUUUAGCCUUCGUUACGCAUCAUCUCACAUGUUUUCGCUGAUUGUGCUUUAUUACAUGUUAUUUAUUAGUCAUCGUAACGUGAUCGAGCGGAACGUAACUACGUUGCAUGCCAGUAGGAAUAAGCGGUGGGUUUGUAACGGCUGUUGCCUCGGCGUAGUGUCAUCACCCAAGGUAUCGGGAUGCAGCUUGAUUACCUCUCGUAGAUGCCACCCACACACACUCACUCUCGGUCUUUGUUCAGAGCCUGCUUUUAUGCAUCAUCUCGUGCGUUAACGCGAACUGUGCUUUACCCUCUAUAAUUAUUUGAUAUUAUUUAUUUUAACGCGGGUGCAAAUUUAAUAUAUAUAACGCGAUUGAGUGGAAAUGGAACGAUGUUGCCAGCGAGUAGGAAUAAGCGGUGGUCGUAACGGCUGUUGCCUCGGUUUAGCAUCCUCAUCAUUAUCAUCAUCUCACAACAAGGCAUUGGGAUGUUGCUGGAUGCUUCUAGCUGAUGCUACCCACCAGAAAACCCUUAAUUCUAGGAAAUGUUAGUUACCUCACCUGGAAUACAGGAGGUUGUGGGUUCGAUCCGGACCCUGAUGCCUGCUAUUUCUUUGGACUGUGCAUCUCUCUCUCCUCGUGGUCGCGAGGUUUUUUUUUAUUCCUGGUCCUCCGGUUUUUCCGCUCCACAUUUAGAAUAAACAUCAUCACAUGUUCAGACUCGUUUGUCCGUUAUACAUUUUCACGUGAUGUUGAUGAUGAAGAUGAUGGUAAGCCCACUUGGUUGAGCUAUCCUUUGCGAUGGCCACGUCGCUUCUGAUAAAGAGCUGCACUGCUCAGUAGUGGACCUUACCUGGUAACAUUAAGAAGAGUUUAGUUUGUACUAGCCCUGUGUUACGCAUCAUCUCGCGCAUUAUCGCGGACCUGUGCUUUACAACCCCUAUACGAUACAGCAGAAUCCCCCCUCUUAACGACUGUAAUUGGUUCCAUUAAACCGAUCAUUUAGUGAUUUGAUCGUUAAGCGAGGAUAUGCAAAUGACCGUCAAUGGCUUGAUUCAUUCCGCUAGCAUCGAAAGUUAACACUUUUUCACCCAAAAACGUACUUUAUAGUAUUUAAACAUUGGAUAUGAAUACCCUAAAAUUAGUAACAACAUUAUAAACACAUACUAUUAAAGAACAUGGUUAAUCAAUGCAUUAAUUCAUAUUUGCGGUAACCUGCAACAGCCUGCCAUUAACAGGGGAAUGGUCGGUAAGUGAACGCAUUGGGCUCUAAGGAUGCACUACACUACGCUAUACACUGCUAUAAGUUACACAUUGGGAUUUAUGGAGACCCGUCGGUAAGUGCUUAGUCGUUAAAAGAUAAUAGUCAUUAAGAGGGGUUCUACUAGACACGACUAAACACUACACUACUAUACACUUCAUUAUUUACACUACGCCAUUAUACACGACUAUACACCACACUAUACACUACUAUACACGACACAAUACACCACACUAUGUACUACACUACUAUAUACUACACUAGUAUACCCUACACCACUAUAUACUACACUAGUUUACAAUACAUUACUAUACACUACACUACUAUACACUACAUUACUAUACACUACACCAUUAUACACGACUAUACACUACACUGUACACUACUAUACAGGACACUAUAUACCACAAUACUAUAUACGACACUAGUAUACCAUACACUACUAUAUACUACACU